AACCCUAACGAGCAAAACUAACUUAAACCCUAAUUUUGUUGAACCAGAUAGAAACCUGAAAAUAAAAAAAAAACAUGGAUAAAAAAGUAGACAAACAGCGACAAUCCAACGAUCUUCUUCUCGAAACCCUAGGAGACUUCACCAGUAAAGAAAACUGGGACUCAUUUUUUAAGAUUCGUGGCUGCGAUGACUCAUUUGAGUGGUAUGCUGAGUGGCCGGAGCUUCGUAAACCACUUGUCUCUCUUCUCACCGCCACCGACGGGAAUGGUAACGAUGCUAAUUCUUCUCAUAAUCUGCAAAUUCUGGUGCCAGGUUGUGGAAGUUCGAAAUUAUCUGAGGAAUUGUACGAUUUAGGGUUUAAGGAUAUAACGAAUAUUGAUUUCUCGAAAAUUGUGAUUUCUGAUAUGCUGAGAAGGAAUGUUCGACAACGGCCGGGCAUGCGGUGGCGCUUCAUGGACAUGACUGAUAUGCAGUUUGCAGAUGAGGCAUUUGAUGUUGUUCUUGAUAAAGGUGGCUUGGAUGCUUUAAUGGAGCCGCAUGUUGGGUCUAAAUUAGGGAACAAAUAUUUAUCAGAGGUGCAAAGAGUUCUGAGAUUUGGCGGGAAAUUUGUUUGUCUUACUCUUGCCGAAUCUCAUAUUUUAGGUUUGCUUUUCCCCAAGUUCCGUUAUGGGUGGAGAAUGAAUGUUCAUUCCAUUCCACAAAAGCCAUCUAGCAAGCGUGCGUUUUGUACCUUUAUGGUGGUUGCUGAGAAAGAAAUCUCUACUGAAUUGCAGUUGAUAGAAUCAUGUUUUCUUGAUUGUACUGGAAAUCAGGCUGCUGCUCUGCAAAAAGCUAUUGAAAAUGAGAAUCAGAUCCGUAGAGAAUAUUCCAGUGGUUCUGAUAUAAUGCACUCUCUUGAAGAUUUGCAACUGGGCGCUAAAGGGGACUUGACAAAGCUUAGCCAAGGUCGUCGAUUUCAGCUUACUUUGGGUGGACGAGGAGGCUCUCUUUUCACAUACAGAGCUGUUGUUCUUGAUGCUAAGGACAAUUCUACCCCUUUCUCAUUUCAUUGUGGCGUUUUCAUUGUGCCUAAGACCCGAGCUCAUGAGUGGCUCUUCUCCUCAGAAGAAGGACAAUGGAUGGUCAUUGAAAGCUCACAGGCAGCUCGUCUGAUUAUGGUUAUAUUAGACAGCAGCCACAUGAAUACUACCAUGGAUGAUAUUCAGAAGGAUUUAUCUCCUCUGGUUAAACAGUUAGCACCCAUUGAAGGUGACAAUGGAGCACAAAUACCUUUCAUGAUGGCUGGUGAUGGAAUUAAACAUCGAGAUAUUGUACACAAGGUGACAUCUGCAUUAACUGGUCCGAUAAUUGUUGAAGAUGUGGUUUAUGAAGAUGUUGAUGAUGAUGUCAGUCGCCUGUUGCCCAAUAAAGAUUUGAUAUUCCGGCGCCUUGUCUUUCAACGUGCUGAGAGCUUGGUGCAGUCAGAGGCUCUUCUCGCAAGGGAUGAAUCUUCCACCAAAAAUGUUGGAACCGAGAGGAAGAAAAAUACAUCAUCUUCCAAAUCAAAGAAGCGAGGAAAUAAGAAACAAAAUGACGAAUCAAUCAACCCGCUGAAGGUUUAUCAUGACUAUUUGGCUAGUUCCUAUCAUACAGGGAUCAUUUCUGGCUUUAUGUUGAUCUCUUCUUAUUUGGAAAGUGUGGCAUCAGCUGGAAAUACUGUUAAAACAGUUGUAGUAGGUCUUGGUGCUGGUUUGCUUCCUAUGUUUCUCCAUGGAUGUAUGCCCUUUUUGCACAUUGAGGUGGUGGAGUUGGAUCCUGUGAUACUUGAUCUUGCAAGGGACUGCUUUGGCUUUACUGAAGAUAAACAUUUAAAGGUGCAUAUUACUGACGGAAUUCAGUUUGUUAGAGAUUUAAAAACACCUAUGCCUGUCCUUGGUAGAAAUGAGGAUGGUCCAGGCGGUUUAAAGCUUUCUUCAAAUGGAAUGUGCAUCACAUCUCAUGCAGAGGGCAGAGAUGGUCCCGGGAUUGAUGUUCUUAUAAUUGAUGUGGACUCUUCAGACUCGAGCUCUGGAAUGACUUGCCCAGCUGCAGAUUUUGUGGAGGAAUCUUUUCUUCAGACUGUAAAAGAUUCUCUUGCUGAGCAGGGUCUCUUUGUUGUUAAUUUGGUCUCUAGAUCCUCAGCCAUUAAAGAUAUGGUUAUAUCAAGGAUGAAAAUGGUCUUCAAUCAUCUAUUCAGCAUCCAGCUUGAGGAAGAUGUCAAUAUGGUUCUUUUUGGUCUAUGUUCAGAAUCUUGCAUCGACAAGGAUGUCUUCCCUGAAGCGGCCGUUCGGCUUGAGAAAUUAUUGAAAUUCAAGCACGCGGAAAUAGGCAAAAGUAUUAUAGAUACUACGAAGAAGAUCAAAUAUUUGAAAUGAAAAUCAUUUCAAAAUGCUCCAAAUGAAAAUUUUGUUUUUAUAGCUUGUGAAGCCAUGUAAAGGCCGAAGGAGGCUAUUGGAUGGGAAAGGAGAAAAAAAUGUUUGGAGGAAAAUGUGUACUUGUUUUGAGUCACAAUUUAAUCUCUUUUUUGUUAUUAUUAUCAUAAUACAACUGAAAGAGAAUGUUGGAAUUUGAGAUUUUCUUGUAGUUUCUACCCACUAGAUUAGGCAUGUCAAAAUUUAAAGUUUUCAA
This is a messenger RNA of Mercurialis annua (annual mercury), 2646 nucleotides long. RefSeq lists its product as uncharacterized. Lineage: Eukaryota; Viridiplantae; Streptophyta; Magnoliopsida; Malpighiales; Euphorbiaceae. Gene Ontology annotation, molecular function: S-adenosylmethionine-dependent methyltransferase activity. Bases 75 to 2393 code for a protein of 772 amino acids. The transcript has 16 exons. The record is from RefSeq and is a predicted model, not a curated record.